UAUUUGCCAAUGAUGGAGUCAGAUUCAGUAGCAGUUAAUUUGCCAGUUGAGACGGCAUCCAGUGAUCUCCCAGAUCGUCUACCGUUUCCACCAAUCACCUAUUCUCACAUCCUUCAUUGCUCAUACCAUGACUGGCACCCAAGAUACCGCACCCUCGCGCCCAAAUCUAGGGUGAUCCCCUUGACACCUCAAUUUGUCACCUACCUCCGCUCCGAUGGCAUCGUGCUUCCCCCAGAACCGAUCCGCCCAAGAGACGACGACGACCUUGACACCUUUUCUGACUCGGGCGACGAAGCCGAAGAUCCUUCCACAGAAUGGGCUGAUAUUCACACCCAAAUCAAAGACACAAUCGCCGAAUUCGGCAAAGUGACCCCGAAAUUAAACUGGAGCGCUCCUAAAGAUGCAACCUUCAUGUCCGCCACAAACGAUACAAAAUGCGCAACACCCAAUGACGUUUACCUCCUCCUGAAAAGCAGUGACUUCAUCACCCAUGACCUCGAACACCCCUUUGACGACUGUGUUCCUGAUAACACCGAUUCUACAAAUGGAGAUGCUCCCGGAGCUCCGGUAGUCGAUUCGCCAAUCCCGGAUGUUCCCUACCAUCUCGUCCUCCGUAAAUAUGCCAACUUCAACCCGUCCCUGGAGUUCCGGUGCUUCGUUCGCAACCGAAAGUUGCUGUGCAUGUGCCAACGAGAUCUGAACUACUUUGAUUUCCUGUUCGAUAUGCGCGAUCUGUUCCGCUCGCGCAUCCAGGCGUUCUUCGACGAGAAGUUGCGCGAUACCUUCCCAGAUCCGAACUUCACAUUCGAUGUCUACGUUCCUGCGCCGCACCAGCGUGUUUGGCUUGUUGACAUUAACCCCUGGGCCCAGCGCACCGAUUCCCUAUUGUUCAGCUGGUUGGAAAUCCUGCGCAUGAAGGAUCCUAUCGGGUUUGAGGAGGAGGGAGAUGAUGAUCUCGAUGGUGGAUUUGUGAGGAUUUCCCUUCACGAUGGGAGCAUUAUGACAUCAGACGAGGUGGCCAGUGGUGUUGUUGAGGAGGUUGAGGGUGAUUCUGAAGAUGAAGAUGAAACUGUGGAAGAAGGCGAUGAUGAACUUGCUCCAUUCUUGCCCGAGGUUCGUCUUGUGAAGAAGAAUGAUCCAGAGGCUUAUCAGUUUUCUACACCCCAGUACUCGGCUCACAAAGUGCCGAAGGAUCUGGUCGAUGCCUCUCUAGCGGGACCAGGUGGCAUGAGUGAGUUUAUGGGCAAAUGGCAGGAAAUCUUGGCCAGACAGACGAUGCAGCAACAGCAAGACGAGAGCAGUGACUCGGAAUAG
Penicillium verhagenii is the source of this 1314-nucleotide messenger RNA. It is a transcript of the gene cdc123, whose product is annotated as cell proliferation protein CDC123. NCBI's taxonomy places the organism in Eukaryota, Fungi, Ascomycota, Eurotiomycetes, Eurotiales, Aspergillaceae. The record is from RefSeq and is a predicted model, not a curated record. Gene Ontology annotation, cellular component: cytoplasm. The transcript has 2 exons. The annotation marks the transcript as partial.